AUGCCUAUCGCGACCCAAGAAGACCAGCCUCUCUUCCCUACUACCCUCAUCUCGCCCCUCGUCUCCGACGUCCUUCCGAAAGGGUACUCGAUCCGCCCGGUACAACGCUCCGACUUCCACCGGGGCUACCUCGACGUGCUGCGCGUUCUCACAACUGUCGGUGACGUGAGCGAAGAUGCCUGGAAUAAGCGAUUCGACUGGAUCUCCUCCCGGAACGACGAGUACUACCUCCUUGUUAUCGUAGACGAGGAAGACAAUAUUGUUGCGACAGGGAGUCUGAUUGUUGAACGCAAGUUCAUCCACUCCCUGGGGAUGGUCGGGCAUAUUGAAGACAUUGCUGUUGAGAAGGGGCAGCAAGGGAAGAAGUUGGGGCUUAGGGUCAUCCAGGCGUUGGAUUUUGUGGCCGAGAAGGUUGGGUGUUAUAAGACUAUCUUGGAUUGCUCCGAGACAAACGAAGGGUUCUAUAUCAAGUGUGGGUUCAAGAGGGCUGGUUUGGAGAUGGCUCAUUACUAUUAG
This is a messenger RNA of Aspergillus puulaauensis, 516 nucleotides long. It is a transcript of the gene gup1, whose product is annotated as glucosamine 6-phosphate N-acetyltransferase. The record is from RefSeq and is a predicted model, not a curated record. Bases 1 to 516 code for a protein of 171 amino acids. Gene Ontology annotation, molecular function: monosaccharide binding; glucosamine 6-phosphate N-acetyltransferase activity. The transcript is spliced from 2 exons. Lineage: Eukaryota; Fungi; Ascomycota; Eurotiomycetes; Eurotiales; Aspergillaceae. Gene Ontology annotation, biological process: UDP-N-acetylglucosamine biosynthetic process. Gene Ontology annotation, cellular component: endoplasmic reticulum; Golgi apparatus; endoplasmic reticulum-Golgi intermediate compartment.